Anisakis simplex (herring worm) is the source of this 117-nucleotide messenger RNA. Lineage: Eukaryota; Metazoa; Nematoda; Chromadorea; Rhabditida; Anisakidae. The record is from the annotation of a GenBank genome assembly.
AUGGAGAACCGUUAUGAGGGCUUCAAUGACUACGAUCAUGCCUACGACCCACAGAAUGUUUUCGGUGAUAAAGUUUUUCAACAAGCUGUUGCACGAUCGAGUCAUGGACGAAGGCCG